Molecule: messenger RNA, 3780 nt
Organism: Anolis carolinensis (green anole)
Lineage: Eukaryota; Metazoa; Chordata; Lepidosauria; Squamata; Anolidae
Product: zinc finger MYM-type protein 1-like
Exons: 1
Coding region: 2231-3175 (314 amino acids)
Molecular function (GO): protein dimerization activity
Source: RefSeq, a predicted model, not a curated record
UGGCCCUGAUUGAUUCAUGACUGGAUUUCCCCUGUUUUCAGAGUGCUGUUUUUUAUUUACUGGCCUGGUUUUAAUAGUAUUUUUUUUAAAAAAACAAACCAGAUUUUGCUCAGGAAAUGUCAAGCAGCAAGAAGCCAUCGGGAGCAUUUCAUCGUAAAAGGAGGUUGCAGCAUUGCAAAGAAGAUGUGACUCAAGCAAAAGCAUUGCAAAGGUUUUUAACGACUUCACCAUCACCAUCGUGUGAGACAGGAAACCUAGAGACAACUGAAUUGACUGAAUCCAUUCAUGACGAUGACGGCAAGAUACCAAUAUCUGAGCCUCUACCUGGACCAUCAACAAGUCAAGACCCUCUUACAGUGACUUCAGCAGCACCGCUAGCACCUUCAAUUAUUGGUUGUGACAUCACUGAGUCAGACACUGAAGAUGUGGAUAAUGAUUUAUUAAGACAUGCAGUCCUGCCAUCUAGUAGUCAGAAAACAAUUGAAACUGUAAGUAGAUUCAAUUUUAACUUAUUAGUACAUAUUUUAGGAAAAUAUAAUUGGCCUAGGCCUGUCCAGUUCGUUUAGCUCUUGUUGAGAAGAAGGAGGAAUGAAGGUGGAGGAUGAAAAGGGCACUUUUCCAGAAAUAUUUAUUAUAAAAUAUCUCAGAGCUAUUUCCAGGUAGAUUUUAGUAAAAUAUUGAUUCUGUAAAUCUGUUAAGAACUGCAGACAUAAUUUUAUAAAACAAUUUGCAUUUACCAUGGUUUACAUUUAUAAUUAAUAUGCAAAAUCUACCUUUCCGAUUGGCCACUGCCAAAAGGUCUGUUUUAUUUCCAUUUUUUAUUAAAAAUUUCAUAACGAGCUAUUAUUGGUAUUGAUCUGGCAUUGCAUUAAAUCUUUGAAAAACUUUAAGAAUUUAACAUACACCACUUUUUUUUUUCAGGAACAAAGCAGAGACCCAUUAUUAUGGAUUUCAAAUGAUUGUGGAGAGUGGCCACCCAAAAUAAAUGAUAAGGUACGGAAAAUACUUGUGGAACGAGGACCUCAGCAAGUCAGAGACAAAGAUUUUCCUCAGGAUGCUAAGGGUAGGAGAUUUACCUCAAGUUAUUAUACAAAGAAGCUGUGCAACGGAGAGUAUAUCAACAGGGAUUGGCUGCUAUAUUCUGCAUCAAAAAAUGCAGUAUUUUGUUUUACAUGCAAAAUUUUUGGAAACUCAAAUUCUCUUCUUGCUAGUAGCCAAGGAUAUUCUGACUGGAAGAACUUGACCAAGACUUUGGACAGUCAUGAGAAAUCCAAAACUCAUCUUGCACACUAUGCAUCUUGGUAUGAACUCUCUCAGUGUUUACAUUUAAACAAAACUAUUGAUGCAGAGCAUGAAAGACUUAUUCAUGCUGAAACUGAACAUUGGCAGCAAGUUCUGAAACGCUUGCUAUGUGUUGUACAGUUUUUGGGGACUCAAGGAUUGGCAUUUAGAGGGAAAAAAGAUGUUCUAUUUGAACGUAAUAAUGGCAACUUUUUAAAAUUGGUAGAACAUAUAGCAAAGUUUGAUGGUUUUAUGGCCGAACAUAUGAGAAGAAUCAAUUCCAAAGAAACACAUGUUCACUAUUUGAGCAAAAAUGUCCAGAACGAGUUUAUUGCUUUCUUGUCAGGCAAGAUCCAGAACAAUAUUUUACAACAACUACACCAGGCAAAAUAUUAUUCUAUUAUUUUAGACUGUACUCCCGAUGUUAGCCACACUGAACAAAUGACGUUGGUGGUAAGAUUCAUUACAUUUGAAGCAAAUAAAGAUGUCUCAAUUAAGGAACAUUUUUUAGGCUUUGUUCCUGUUAUCCAUGCUUCAGGUGAAGGUCUCACAGAAAUAUUACUCAAAGAGUUGGAAGCACGACACAUUCCUUUAAAAAGCAUGAGAGGCCAGGGCUAUGAUAAUGGUUCUGCAAUGAAGGGAAAACAUGUUGGAGUCCAGAGGAGGAUCCUUGAUUUAAAUCCUAGAGCCUUUUAUGUACCAUGUGGAAACCACUCCCUGAACUUGGUCGUAAAUGAUGCAGCUCUGUCUUGCAGGAUUGCAGUACGCUGUUUCAGCACUAUACAACAAAUCUUUAACCUUUUUUCAGGUUCUACUCUAAGAUGGAGUAUUUUGUUGAAGUAUGUUACAAGUCUCACAGUCAAACCACUCAGCAAUACUAGGUGGGAAAGUAGAAUUGAGGCACUGUUGCCUUUGAGGUUCCAUAUUGAAGAAGUAUAUGAUGCCUUAAAUGAAGGCUUCUGAAGAUGAGAAAUUUGAUGCAUUUUGUAGGGACACUGCUGAAGUACUUCUUAAUAGACUGCAAAGCUUCACGUUUCUGUGCUGUGUAGUGACAUGGCAUGAGAUCUUGCAUAAGAUAAAUAUGGUUAGUAAACUGUUGCAAAAUGUGACAAUUGAUCUUCAAAGUUCUAUGGAUCUUAUUAAGAGUGUGAAAACAUUUCUAGAAAGAAUGAGAUCUGAAGAAGGUCUAAAUAACGUCAUUACAGAUGCAAAGGAACUUGCAAAAAAAAUCGAUGCUGCUGCUGACUUUGAAAAAGAACCGCUAUCUCGAUCAAGAAAAGUAAAAAGACAGUUUUCCUAUGAAAGUAAAGAUGAAGCUGUACUUUCUGGUAAAGAAUCUUUUAAAGUCAACUUCUUUUUUGUUGUGCUUGACACAGCAAUAUCCUCAUUAAAGGAGAGAUUUGAGCUAAUGGACAACCAUAGUGAAAGUUUCAAAUUUCUGUAUGAUAUUUCAAGCCUUGGGAAAAGUUUGAAAGAAACAGAAUUGAAGAUUGCCUGUCAACACCUUCAAACCGUUUUGACGGAUGGAGAAGACCACGAUGUGAAUGGUGAUGAUCUGUAUGAUGAGCUACAAAUACUUCCAAAUAUGCUGCCACCUGGAAGUCCUCCAGCUGAAGCCUUGUCUUUCAUAACCAAACGUGGUUUUGUGCAUGCUUUCCCAAAUGUCUAUAUUGCAUUGAGAAUUCUGUUAACACUUCCAGUAUCCGUGGCCAGCGGUGAAAGGAGUUUUUCAAAAUUAAAACUUAUAAAAACCUACUUAAGAUCUACUGUGAGUCAAGAGCGCUUGAGUGGAUUAGCAACCUUGGCCAUUGAGAAUGACUUGUUGCAAGAAAUUGAAACAGAUGUGCUCGUAUGUGAGUUUUCAAAAUUGAAAGCCAGAAAAAUCUCUUUUUAAUUUUAAUAGUGUUCAAGUUUAUUUGUGUUAAAGAAAACUGGAUGUUAAAAUAUCCACUCAAGUGAAGGUGCUAGAGGCUGGCUAUGUUGCCACACUCAUUAUAAUGGUCCAGGCUGGCCUGGCAUUUCUGAAGGACAAGAGUUCACUUCCUGAAAAAGGAAGUGUCUAUUCUCCUGGGACUGCGUUCUCCAAAACAAAACUGAUUUACAGACUCAAGAAGCAUGGGAUUGAAUUCUCUGAUAUUAGCAAGUCCGAAGUCUGAAAACUCUUCUGAAGGGACAGCAUGACCAGGAAACCUUUGUGUAGUACUUGUAGACUAAAAAUAACAACAAAAACUAAGUUUAAUAAAAUAUUUUCAUUCUAAAAUGCAAGUAGUUUUGUGUUAAUUCUAUGUAAUGUAACUAUAUGAACAUAAUGAUGUAAAUAAACUUCUGAUUUGUAAGGUAAACUCUUUUAUCCAUUCUAUUCACCUCUACCUUCUACCUUUUAUUUCUCAGUUAUUGGUUUGGGGGGGGGGCACCAAAAUUCUGUUCGCCUACUCUUGAAAAUUACCUUGGACCGGCUCUGAUGAAACCCAAAUAGGUAAGUAAGUAAUUCAGGAAUAC